Astyanax mexicanus (Mexican tetra) is the source of this 4102-nucleotide messenger RNA. RefSeq lists its product as uncharacterized. Lineage: Eukaryota; Metazoa; Chordata; Actinopteri; Characiformes; Acestrorhamphidae. Gene Ontology annotation, cellular component: extracellular matrix. The record is from RefSeq and is a predicted model, not a curated record. Gene Ontology annotation, molecular function: protein binding. The transcript has 2 exons. The coding region runs from base 874 to 2196 and encodes 440 amino acids.
CAGGUUAUUCCAUCAAUGGAUUUAUUCUUCCCUGAUUGCAUGGACAUAUUCCAAGAUGACAAUGUCAGGAUUAAUAUGUCAGGAUUUAAUAUGAGUGAAUGGAGGAGCUUCUGAGCUCUGAGUUUCCCCUUCUGAAGUCUCCAUUGCUCCACCAAUCGCUUGCGUUCAGUAAAACUGAGCCAGAUCCUCUUUUAGAGGCUGUACGUGUGACGUAAGUAUGUAAAGACGUGUGACGUGGCCAGAAGAAGAGAAGAAGCGACCCAACACCCCAGUUUUUAGAAUGAGUAUAUUAUGCUUAGCAGGGAUGUUGGUUCCAGCACACUGCUACCAUUAAACACAGUUUAGAGACAAAAUAAUACGGACUGCCACUUAAAAUGAAUAAUAGUUAUUGAUUAAAGGGUCCCAGUAUCUGUAGGUGCUUUCCUUGUGUUGUGUAUCUGUGAGAAGUUCAGCAGAGGUGGAGAUGGUGGAGGUGGGCUGGUCUGUUGGUUAUUUCACACAUUCCACUCUCCAUUGUUUACAUCAGGAAGGCCGUGCUGCUGUCAGGGCUACACUGGCACUGGAGAGGAAACACACACACACACACACACUGCUAAGCAAUGGGAUGGAAAAAGUGAGUAUCUCAGAGCGAAGUGCUCUCUCUCAUCCACAGCCCUUAUCUUCUCUCAGACUGAAAGACCUGAGCAGAUCUCAGUUCAGCUUCAUUAGUGUAGAUCUUCUGGAUCUGAUGCUGAUCAUCUCCCGUAUUUGUUCUCGCUGUUCUCGCUCAGCCGUGCUAUCUCUCCUGUGUUCGUAGUGUGGACUCCUGAUCCCAGCUCACCUGGUCACCAGGGCAACCCUUAGAUAAACCACAGGAGCCUUGAUACCUUGGCAAUGGAGCUGCGCCAGGAGACGGAAGCUCUGAGGUCCCAUAAGGUCGCCUCCCACAGGAGAGCAAUAAAAACACGAAUCGUCUUUACACCUCUUUACACCGUCCUUAUCGUCCUCUACCUGCUGUCUUCUUCAGAGGGACGAACACAGGGAUGCGAGUGUCCCACAGCCACCGUUCUGGACCAGUUUCCCUCCAGUCUUCCCAGCAACACCUGCUGUCUGAACUUCACUGGAUCUUCUUUAUUUAACGUGUCUUGGACUGCUUUAGCUUCUUUGGAAAGCCUUGAGAUUUUGGAUCUUUCCUUGUGUAAUCUGACUCAUAUUGAUGAUGAAACUGCAGCGGGUCUUGCUUUUCCUUCAUUGCGAGAGCUGUACUUGAGUCAGAACCAGCUUAAAUCAGUGCCUAGAACCUUUCUAGCUGAUGCUGAGAGUUUGGAAGUGCUGGAUUUGGGAAGGAAUCUCCUGCAGGACCUUCCAGUAGACUUCCUGCUCAACUCGAGCUCAAGUCUUCGCGUCUUGCUUCUGGGUGGAAACAGACUUCAGUUUAUUCCAAGUUCUGUCUUUAAGGAUUCGCUCCAGCGGCUGGAUUUGGCGGGAAACCUUUGGAACUGCACCUGUGCUUUGGUGGAGGAGCUCCAGCAGGUCCAGUUUGGCAACUCCACCAUUGUAGAGGACACUGUGCGUAAUCUGACCUGUGCUUCACCAUUGAAACUGGCAGGAAGGGCAGUUUGGUCAAUUCAGGCUAAAAACGUUUGUCCGCUAGAACCCACCAGUCUCAGUGCCCUGUUUAUAAUCCUCCCACUUUUUCUCCUCGUCAUCCUGUUGCUCUGCUGGUGCUGCGGCAAAAAGGAGAACAAAAAAAAAGACUCCUCAACCAUCAGGUCCUGCAAGAAGGACACCCACCUGAGCAGAAAUGGGCGCUGGGCUCAGGACAAGCCGCCGUUCGGAGAGAAAGCUGCAGCCGAUAGUGCUAAAGACGCUAUGCUAAAGAACCAGCUGAUGCUCCGCCCGUCCUCAGCUCUGCUGGGCAGCACCAGGGACAUCUACGAAGAAGUGGAGGUCAAACUCGGGUCCGUGGACUCUCUGGGGCCUCCACCCUCGACCUCGUCCGCAGAUGGAGCGGUGGGAAAAGAGGAGCACAAGGAAAAGGAGGGAGAAGACAGUAAGCAGGACCUGGAGACGGUCAGCGUGACCGAAGUGAUGAAAGACUCAGCAGACCGAGAGAAGGCCUACAUGACCCAGUCCACCAAAUACUACAGCCUGGUUCCAGGACUGGAGAUCGAGGAUUCGGAUCACGGAGAGUACGAGAGCGUGGACCUGUCCUGAUGCUACGCUCUGUGUUUACAUUACAACACGUCUUAUUGCUAAGUUUUAAUCUUUAUGCCUUUAUUGACAUUUAAAAAACUUGUAAAUUGUUUCACACUGGUUGAUGAGCACAAAGAGAAUUCCAGGUCAGGAAAGUCGCUGACUGCUUGAAAAAACACUCCUGAAGAACCUAAAGAACUUUAUCUUUCAGUGUAUUUGAAUGUAAUAAUGUUUUAACCCUUGUGUGGUGUUCAUAUUUUUGUUACUCGUUUACUUUGUUACUUGUAUUUAAUUCAGCAAAAUUAAGCAAUUUUACAUUAAAAUGCUUUACACAUGCUUGCUUCACCUAAAUUGCAAGCAAUAUAAACAGCUUACAUGGUUAAUAUUUGCCCUUUACCUUUCUUAUGUUAAAUUUCUUUUAAAAAGUGCUACUCUUUUUUAUUAGUGUUUUAAUAAAAUGUAAAAGAAAAUGAAUUAAACUCAAGAUAUGAGUAGAAAAUUUGUUUAGUUUCAAAUUUACAAAUGAAGCAAUGUUUAUUAGCCCUUGGCCAAACAUACUGUUAGAAAACAUUUUUUUUAGUGUCAUUUGAUGAAAAAUGAAAACGGGUCCCACAGACCCGAACACCACACAAGGGUUAAUAUGAAACAUGAAAUAUUUUUUUUUCACAAUUAUACUGGUGUGUGUAUACUAUCAAACUAUGUAAAAAACAACAACAACAAGAAACUCUAUAUACAGUACCAGUCCAAAGUUUGGACACACCCUAAAAUUCAGCACAUACAUUUUGUAAUUAUUUUAAAUGUUCUGCAUGGUAGAUUAAUACUAAAGUCAUCCAAACUAUGAAGAAAAACAGAUGGAACAAUGGAAUUAUUGAGUUAACAAACAGUGUGUUAAACAAACCGGCAUAUGUUUUAUAUUUCGGUUAUUGCUCCGAUUAGACAGCUUUGCACAUCUUGUACAUCAUUUUCUCAGUCAGUUUUAUGAGGUAGAGUCUCCUAGAAUUCAGGCUUUCAGUUAACAGCUGUGCUGAACUCAUCAAGAGUUAAUUACUUGAAUUUCUUGUCUCUUAAUAAAGUGUUUGAGAGCAUCAGUUAAAGUAAAGUAGUGAAGAGGGAGAGUUACAGGUAUACAGUGAAUAGUGAAUAUUUAUAGAGUAAUGUUCUAAUCCAGAUUAUGAGAAGCAACAACUACUCAACUAAGUAUAGAAAAAAUUUUUUUUUAGAAAUGAGGUCAGUCAAUUAAAAAAAAGGUCAUGAACCACCAAAAAUGUUAUGAUGAUGAAACUGGCUCUCAUCAGGACCGCCCCAGGAAAGGAAGAGCAAGAGUUUCUUCUGUUGUACAAGAGAAGUUCAUCAGAGUUACCAGCCCUAGAAACCACAAGUUAACAGCUCCCCAAAUAAGAGCAUCUAAAUGCACUUUUGCCUAAAAUGCAUAUUUUGGUUUGUUUAACACUUUUAAGUUACUACAUGAUUCCUUAUGUGUUCCUUCAUAGUCUGAAUCACUUUACUAUUAAAUUAUGUAGGAAAAUAAAAAAAUAAAAAACACAAAUAAGAAGGUGUGUCCAAACGUUGACUAUUAUAUAUAAAUACAGCUCUGCCUGGUGCCAUGGAGGUGUUUGAGAUGUUUGAGUGAUUGUUAGAGUGUUUAAACACCUCAGUGUCUUUGCUGGAACCAACCAGAAAUAUGCUCCUUAUUUUUGAAUUCACAUUUAGAGACAACAGAGUUUGUAAUUACAACAGAUGCUUAUUUAAUGCUGGCUUUGAUUCUCAAAAACAAAAAGCUGUGGGGUAAGACUCCUUUUUACCUCUAUGACGUCAUUCACCUUUAAGAGCUCUGGAUAAAAGCCUCUGAUAAAUGCUGUAAAUAUUAAUGUUUUGGAUUUGUUAGUUUUUUUUUUUAAAUAAAGGACUGUGAGACUAACCCCGGUGA